This is a messenger RNA of Chlamydomonas reinhardtii, 2535 nucleotides long. RefSeq lists its product as uncharacterized. Bases 94 to 1860 code for a protein of 588 amino acids. NCBI's taxonomy places the organism in Eukaryota, Viridiplantae, Chlorophyta, Chlorophyceae, Chlamydomonadales, Chlamydomonadaceae. The transcript is spliced from 3 exons. Gene Ontology annotation, molecular function: RNA binding. The record is from RefSeq and is a predicted model, not a curated record.
ACAUGCGUGCAUGAAUUGGGACAUGCUUGCAUUUUCAAAGUAAAUCAACCGUUUGCAACUAUGAGCGCGUCUUCAAACUGGCUCUGUGCCCGGAUGCUGCGCUCCAGAGGCGCAGUCGCCGCGCGCGCACACGAGCAGCUGCUUCAAAGCUUACCUAAUGGCCAAAGGUUUACAUCCAGCUCGUCAGAGCUUGAUCCGUCGCCGUGGCGAGCGUCGACAGUAGCCGAAUCAGCCCCUACGCCGCACACCAGCGAAGGCAGUGUCGGCGGCCCGUGCUUGCCACAGUCGACGGCGUCCAGCGAGCGCUCGGCGCCAGUCGCCUCGAGCUCAGGCCGUGUGGCUUGGAUCGCAGUGCCGUGGCCGCUGCCGCCGUUCUCCGGUGCAACAGCGCUGCACCAGCACGGCGCCGCAGCAACGCCAGGCCUGCCGCCGCACCCGGCCGCCUGCGCGUCUUGGCACCGGCACCUCUCCUCAUCUCCCGCGGCGUCGGCGUCGGCAUCGGCAGCCACACUAUUCGCCUCUACCUCUGCCGCUGGCGCCGGCAGCCGAUCACCCAGCGGCCGGCGCAAAGGCAGCGCCGAAGGCUCCAGAGGUGGUGGCGGCGCCGUCACGGCCUCGACGCCGCCGGAGCCGCUGCCGGCGGCGGUGGACUUCAAAGACCUGGCGUCUGCGCUCGGGCGAGCAGCAGCUGGUAGCAGUGGUGGUAGCGGCGGGUCUGCCGCCGCCGCCGCCGCCGACCCAGAUGCCUUCAACUUCGUACAGGUCGGCCGGCCCAUCCGCAUGCGCCUGCCUCAGCCGCAGCAGUCGCGGGGGCCGCAGGACCAGGCGGCGGAGGGCGGCGGCGGCAGUAGCCCGCAGGAGCGGCGGCGGCAGCGCUGGCAGCGGCGGGAAGAAGUCGCGGCGCUCACGCCAGGCCUCGGGUCGGCUGCAAGCGGCGAGCCCGCGCACGCGAGCAGCAGCACCGGCAGUAGCAGUAGCAGUAGCACUGGCAGUAGCAGUAGCAGUAGCACCGAUGGGGAACUGGACACCGCAGUUACUGACGAGGCCUCAGCGGAGCCGGGCGUGCUGGAGCGCAUUCCGAUGCUGCACCCCAUGCAGCGGCAGCAGACGCCGCUGCACCCGCGCGCGGCGGCGGAGCUGUGGCGCGCGGCGGAGGCACUGGCGGGCAGCGGGCGGAUGGUGCGGGUGGCGGUGGGGCGCCAGGGUUUGACACGCGGCGUGCUGGCCCAGGCGGGCGAGCUGCUGGAGGUGCACGAGCUGGUGCGGUUGUACCUGCUGCCCAACUGCUCUCUGGAGGUGGGGUUCGUGGGCUGGGUGGCGGAGGCGGCGCUGGACUGUGUGGUGCUGAGGACCAAGGGCCGCACCGUCACGCUGUACAGGGAGCGUGGCCUGCCCCGCCCGCCCGCCAGCUUCAAGCAGUCGCCUGAGGACGAGCCCCUGCCCGCCGGACUGGGCAGCAGCAGCAGCAGCAGCAGCAGCAGCAGCAGCAGUGGCGGGAAUGGCGGCGGAAUUAGCAGCACUGGCGUCGGCCGUGCUGCUACAGCGACGGCGGGUGUGAGCAGGGAUGAGCGGCGGCUUGGGCGUGGGCCGGCAGACGUGGAGCGUGCUGGCCGCGGUUUGGAUGCUGUAGGCGCUGCCGGUGGCGGGUCCGCCGGUAGCGGGAGUGACCGUGAGGGUGGCGGCGCCUCUGGCCAAGGUGAUGAUGGGACGGAGGCCGGGGGCCGGGCGGCAGGCGGGGCGCUGCAUCGGGGUGGCCAUGCUUCGCUGGCGACGCGGUUCCGGCGGCACUGGGCGCAGAGGCGGGAGCUCGGCGUGCGGCUGCGGGUGGCGCCGGGGGUAGCGCCGCCGCCGCGGUCAUAGGCCGCCUGAUAGGCGGGCAAGGGGCACCGCCGUGGCGGCCGAGGGCAGUGUGAGCCGUCGUGAUAGCUGCGCCAGCACCAUCGAUAACUGUGCUGGCUCAAAACUUCCUCAGCGAAAUUGAUUUUGUCGCGACCGGAAAGUGGCUUGGACUGGAGCAGCCGUUGUUUCGACCUUGAGGACGGGCGGGAUGUCGGGGGCCUAGCGAGCCCUGUGAGCUUGCAACGUGUUCCUAUGUGUUCUGCUUUUCGUCGGACAGCUUUCCAAGUCAAGACGUCUGCUGGAUGUCUGUGCUGGGGUUGGCCCAGGAAAGCGGGAUGGCCCGGCACUGUUGGAUGGCCGGGCGGGCUCGGUUACAUACCCCGGUCAGGUCGUCCUCAAGUAGGCAGGUUAUGUGGCCGGGGGCUAUGCUGGAUGGCCGCGACGUCUGGAUGAGUCUCCGACCCCGAUGCGCUGGAUGGCCCGCCCAGGCAUCCUUCCCACCCUCCGGCAUAGCGCAGUGGUGGGGAGUGGGGACGGCGGUUAGUCCGCUGGGCUCCGCCAGCUAUACAACUCUCGGAGGCCUACCAGUAACCCCUGGCAAACAUAAAAUGUUCUUGUAUUUCCUUAGCAAGGCUGGCAACUCGGCAGGCCCGAUGUGUGAGGCGACGCCAGCGAUUCAUCUGCCCGACUUGCUCG